CUUCUUCUUCGUAAAUAAAAUAAAAUAAUUAAAUGCUUAAAAAAAAAUCAGAUCCUCUCUCUCGAUCUCUCUUUCAUUCAAUGUGCAUUGUCGUUCUCGUUGAUCCAUUUACAAAAGCACCUGCGUGUUGAUUGGUGUUUUAAGCAUUAGAGAUAAAAGUUUGAAAUUUAUGAGGAAAGAGGAGGGAGAGAGCACAAAUGGAAGGGAGCCAAUCUGCAGGGUCCAGUGAGAAUGAAGAACAAACACUGGUUCGAGAACUAUGUGCCAAUGGGAUUUGUAUGAAAACAACUGAAGUUGAAGCAAAACUUGAUGAGGGAAAUAUUCAAGAGGCAGAAUCUUCUUUAAGAGAAGGCUUGCAACUUAAUUUUGAGGAAGCAAGAGCCCUUCUUGGAAGGUUAGAAUAUCAAAGAGGCAAUGUUGAAGGUGCCCUUCGUGUUUUUGAUGGCAUUGAUCUGCAAGCAGCCAUAGAAAGAUUACAACCAUCCAUUUCUGAGAAACAGCCCACUAAGAAGGUUCGCUCUCGCAAUGAUUCACAGAAUGCAGUUUCACAGCAUGCUGCUGGCUUGGUUCUUGAAGCAAUAUACUUAAAAGCCAAGUCUCUUCAGAAACUUGGGAGGUUAAGUGAUGCUGCUAAUGAAUGUAAAAACGUUCUUGAUGCUGUGGAGAAGAUAUUCCAGCAGGGCAUACCUGAUGUGCAAGUAGAUAGUAGACUGCAAGAUACAGUUAGUCAAGCCGUAGAGCUCCUCCCAGAGCUCUGGAAGCAGGCUGGUUGCUAUGAGGAAGCAAUGUCUACUUAUAGACGUGCUCUCCUCAGUCAAUGGAACCUUGAUAAUGACUGCUGUGCAAGAAUUCAGAAAGGAUUUGCAGUUUUUUUACUGCACAGUGGAGUGGAAGCUGGCCCACUCAGUUUAGCUGCUCAGAUUGAUGGUUCAUAUGUACCUAAACAAAAUCUGGAAGAGGCAGUUUUACUUUUGAUGAUUCUUAUUAGGAAAUUUUACCUAGGCAAAACCAAAUGGGAUCCAUCAGUUAUGGAACAUUUAACAUUUGCACUAUCUCUAUGCAGCCAAACUUCUAUUGUAGCGAAACAACUUGAAGAGAUCAUGCCUGGGGUAUUUCAUCGUGUUGACCGUUGGAAUACUUUAGCUCUUUGUUACUGUGGAGCAGGACAAAACAAUGUUGCUUUAAACCUUUUGAGGAACUCUCUACACAAACAUGAACGACCUGAUGAUCUCAUGGCAUUGUUGUUGGCUGCCAAGAUAUGUAGUGAGGAUUCUCAUCUUGCUGCAGAGGGAGGAGGAUAUGCACAAAGGGCAAUCGAAAAUGCUCAGGGGAUUGAUGAACAUCUUAAAGGUGUGGCUGUUCGCAUGUUGGGUCUUUGUUUGGGAAAGCAAGCUAAAGUUUCUUCCUCUGACUUUGAAAGGUCUCGUCUUCAGUCUGAAGCAUUGAAAUCUUUAGAAGGUGCAGUUGCUUUUGAGCCAAACAAUCAUGAUCUGAUUUUCGAGCUAGGAGUUCAAUAUGCAGAGCAACGAAAUUUGAAUGCAGCUUUGCGCUGUGCAAAGCAGUUCAUUGAUGCUACUGGUGGCUCCAUGUUAAAAGGUUGGAGAUUGCUUGCACUGGUUUUGGCUGCUCAACAGCGAUUCUCAGAGGCUGAGGUUGUCACUGAUGCUGCUUUAGAUGAGACUGCAAAAUGGGAUCAAGGACCACUGCUCAGGCUAAAAGCAAAAUUGAAGAUCUCCCAGUCUCUACCCAUGGAUGCUAUUGAAACUUAUCGUUACCUUCUUGCAUUGGUUCAAGCUCGAAGGAAAUCUUUUGGUCCUCUGAGAAGUAUUUCUCAGGUUGAGGAUGAAAAAGUAAAUGAAUUUGAAGUUUGGCAUGGUCUAGCUGAUUUAUACUCUAGGCUUUCGCAUUGGAAGGAUGUGGAGGUAUGUCUGGGAAAAGCCAGAGGAUUGAAACAGUACUCUGCAGAAUUGCUGCAUACAGAAGGAAAGCCACCUAGAUUGAGCUAGCUGCAUGCUUUGGUUGGCUUUUUACCUUAAAGGACUUGAGCUUUGGAGUUAUUAUUUAGCAGAUAGUUUAGGGAUAGGAUGAUUAAGGCAACUUCAUGGAGAAACUUGAGAAGACCUUUUCCGUGAAACAUGGCUCUUUGAAGCAUAGUGACUUUAAUGUAUAUAACAUUCUUUUGGCUCUUCCCAAGAAAAAAAUGUUCAUAUUGGUAAACUUCUGACAUAUCUUGCUGUCUUGAUGCACCAUAAUUACUAUUAAUGUUUGAUGUGAGAAUCCUUCUCGUUUACUUUGAAGAAAUCAGGAGAACCGACUGUGUUCUUAUGGCUUUUGAUUGUCAUUUGGAUGAGCGAGUGGAAUAAUAUUGAAUUGCUAGGGCAUAAAAAGUUGCAACUUGAAUUGAAUCAGUAAGCCCUAAAACUUUGAAUUGGAAGAAUUUGACACUAAAGUAGGACGAUUGUCGGUAAAAGUACAUUUUUUUUAAAUGGUACAAUACGUCUCUGAACUAAAUUCUAAAUAUUAUGGUAUAUUCACAUUAUUAUGAUGAUUGGUUCACUUGCCCCCAAUCAAAUAUAAGGAUAUAUAUAUAAAGGAAUUGAUGUAGCCAUAUUAUGUAUUUAAAUUAGGCUUGCUUGGCUCUCUGCCCUGCACACAAGUGCUUUAGAUGGAUGCAUAAUUUUCAUAUUGUUUUAUAAUUAUUAGGUAAAACUAUCGACUUGGUAAAGUAUUUGUCAAAUCGAGGUUCUUCUUUCUUAUGUAUGUAUAUGUGUCUCUCUGUGUGUGUGUGUGUGUAAAGAGAAAGACAGAAUAAUAAAAGAAAAAGAAAAGAAACUUCCAUCCAAGAACUUUCUGCGAAGACCAUUAUUCUUAAAAACAUGAUAUUAUUUGUAGGGUUGUGAUUUAUGCCCAUGCCUUAUAAUUUUUUUUGUUUUCUUUAACUGAAGAAGCAUAAGCAAAGUUUGAAGGGUUGCUCAAACUUUCAAGAACGUAGCAGGUUGAUGGUGGCGGAUGGCAAUGGCAAAAGUUGGCUUUCAUAUCAAUUGAUGUAAAACAUUAGAUUGUCAAUCCCAAAUAAGUUUUUAAGUUGACCAAAACUAAUCAUACCAUUAGGCCAUUUCCCUUAUGCAAAGAAGUAAAAUAGAAAUUUAUUAACUAAUUUUUCUAUUCCUUAAAACUUCUAUAGGUGUUUAAUAUUAGCAUGCUCCCAAAGUUGGAAUGCUUAGCAUGUAAUUGUUUCAGAUAUCAUUAUUCUUUUUUUUUUUUAUU
Hevea brasiliensis (rubber tree) is the source of this 3267-nucleotide messenger RNA. RefSeq names its product protein NPG1-like. Gene Ontology annotation, molecular function: protein binding. The record is from RefSeq and is a predicted model, not a curated record. The coding region runs from base 198 to 2006 and encodes 602 amino acids. NCBI's taxonomy places the organism in Eukaryota, Viridiplantae, Streptophyta, Magnoliopsida, Malpighiales, Euphorbiaceae. The transcript is spliced from 6 exons.